Molecule: messenger RNA, 354 nt
Organism: Vicia faba (fava bean)
Lineage: Eukaryota; Viridiplantae; Streptophyta; Magnoliopsida; Fabales; Fabaceae
Source: the annotation of a GenBank genome assembly
AUGGGCAGAAAACCAAAUGCCAGCAACGACGACAAAGAAAUAUGCUCUUACAAAGGUCUCGACGUACAGGUUGAAGCAGAGAAAACCGUGGACUCGAUGAAGAUUGACCUUUUUGUGAUUCUCCCAAAAUUGGAGAAUAAAUUGAAUCUGAUUUGUAAAAGACAUUGGCAACUGGUUUGUUGCAUUUGUUUGUGGCAACUAAUAUGUGCAGGGCAUUUUUUGGAUGAAUUGGUUUUGGAGUUUUAUAAAUCUGGUUCAGGUUGUAUAACACAUGGAAAGCUUGGAGAAAUACUUGGGAUGGGAAGAAAGGUCAACUCAAAUCAGAGUCAUGGAGAUUAUUUGAAUCAAAGAUAA